Molecule: messenger RNA, 2129 nt
Organism: Oryza brachyantha (malo sina)
Lineage: Eukaryota; Viridiplantae; Streptophyta; Magnoliopsida; Poales; Poaceae
Product: protein LOW PHOTOSYNTHETIC EFFICIENCY 1, chloroplastic-like
Exons: 2
Coding region: 1-1995 (664 amino acids)
Molecular function (GO): protein binding
Source: RefSeq, a predicted model, not a curated record
AUGGCUUCCUCCCUCGCCGUCCUCCACCCCGCCGCCCACCUCCACGCCUCCGCCUCGCGCCGCCUCAACCCGCCCCCGCGCCUCCUCCACCACCACCCGAAGGCGGCCCCCCGACGCAGGCUCGCCGCCGAGUUCGCGGUCGGCGGCACCGGCGGCGACGGAGGAGGAGGAGGCGGGAGGAGGGCGAGGAGAGGGGGCGUCGACGUGGCAGCGGUCGGCGCGGCGCUGCGGGACGCCAGGACGGCCGACGACGUGGAGUCCCUGGUGAGGGGCUUCGUGGACGGCCGCGACGAGCACCUGCCGCUCCAGGUGUUCACCUCGGUGAUCCGGGGUCUGGGCCGGGAGCGCCGCCUCGACGCCGCGUUCGCCGUCGUGGAGCACCUCAAGAGGAGGGGACGUGGCGGCACCGGCGCCGGCGUCAACCAGUUCGUGUACAACUGCUUGCUGGGCGCGGUGAAGAACAGCGGGGAAUUUGGGAGAAUCCGCGACGUGCUUGCAGACAUGGAAGCACAGGGGGUUCCCUCAAACAUUGUGACAUUCAACACUCUCAUGUCCAUCUACGUCGAGCAAGGGGAGAUUGAUGAGGUCUUCAGGGUGUUCGCCACCAUCGAGGGCCGUGGGCUGGUGCCCACGGCGGCGACAUACUCGACGGUGAUGUCGGCCUACAAGAAGGCCGGUGACCCGUUCGCGGCACUCAAGUUCUUCACCAAGCUCAGGGAGAUGUACAACAAGGGCGAAUUGUCGGGUAAUCCUGAAGACUGGGAGCGAGAAUUUGUUAAGUUUGAGAAGCUGACCGUUCGUGUGUGCUAUAUGGCAAUGCGGCGGUCUCUUGUGGGUGGUGACAAUCCAGUAGGCGAGGUGCUGAAGGUUCUUCUUGGAAUGGAUGAAGCCGGGGUGAAGCCAGACAGGAGCGAUUAUGAGCGGCUUGUCUGGGCAUGUACAGGUGAGGAGCACUAUACUAUUGCCAAGGAGCUGUACCAAAGGAUCCGCGAGCGUGGCGAUGGCGUGAUCAGCUUGUCGGUGUGCAACCAUCUAAUUUGGCUGAUGGGUAAGUCUAAGAAGUGGUGGGCAGCUCUUGAGAUCUAUGAGGAUUUGUUGGACAAAGGGCCCAAACCGAAUAACUUGUCAUAUGAGCUGAUCAUGUCGCAUUUCAAUGUUCUACUCAAUGCUGCAAAGAGAAGGGGCAUUUGGAGGUGGGGUGUUAGGUUGCUUGAUAAGAUGCAAGAGAAGGGCUUGAAGCCUGGGAGCAGAGAGUGGAAUGCCGUGCUUCUUGCAUGUUCUAGAGCAGCUGAAACAUCUGCCGCAGUUGAUAUAUUUAAGAGAAUGAUAGAUCAAGGGUUGACACCGGAUAUAGUCUCUUACGGAGCGCUGCUUAGUGCACUUGAUAAGGGAAAGCUGUAUGACGAGGCACUCCGAGUUUGGGAACACAUGUGCAAGGUAGGCAUUAAGCCGAACCUACACGCAUAUACAAUCUUGGUAUCAAUUUACAUUGGCAAGGGGAAUCAUGAUAUGGUUGAUUCUGUUCUUCGUGGUAUGCUGUCAGCAAAGAUAGAACCAACUGUUGUAACGUUCAAUGCGAUAAUCAGUGCAUGCGUGAGGAACAACAAAGGUGGCGCUGCUUUUGAAUGGUUCCACAGGAUGAAAGUUCAGAGCAUCGAGCCAAAUGAAAUUACAUAUCAGAUGUUGAUUGAAGCUCUUGUGCAAGAUGGCAAACCCAGACUUGCCUAUGAGAUGUACAUGAGGGCUUGCAACCAAGGGCUUGAGCUUCCUGCAAAAUCAUAUGACACUGUUAUGGCGGCAUGCCGAGAUUAUGGUUCCCUCGUAGAUCUAAAUUCUUUGGGCCCUCGGCCUGUAAAGAAAGCAGAACCCAUCUGGAUAGAGAACAAGUUUUCAAGUAGUUAUUAUGUUGAGAAUCUCCCAAGCAGCACAAAGCAUUUUGGUAGCACUGGAACAUCUAGUUUAUAUAGAUACAGAAUGGAAAGAUGGAUCAUGUAACAUUCUCCGUCCCCUCUUAUUUCUGAACAUUCCAAACUCACUCCAACAUCAAAUCACCCUGAAUUUUGUUUGUAAGUUGCCUAACUUGUAAACAUUCGAUCAUUCAUACAUUAGUCGAUUUAUUAUUAGUUUUA